AUGCACUGCAAGGCAUGUGACCAGGUCUAUUUCUGCAGCAAUGCAUGUGCCGAUGCAUAUUUACCACAUCACCAAAACGCUUGGAUUUGUACAGCCUUGCGCAAACUCGCCUCGCUCAAAAAAGUUGGAAGACAUGAAAGAAGCAUUGCACAGCUCGUUUUACUUGUACAUUGGCAGCGUUCUUGUGAAUUGUCGCCUUUCGAUACCAACCACGACCAAGUCGAUGCACUCGAAUCACACUACCUUGACUGGGAUGAGAGUCUCAAGGAGGAUUAUCGCCGUGUGUUGACAUUUCUCGAAUCCCAAUUACCUGAUCAAUCAUCCUUGGAUAUCAUGCACCUUGUCUCACGUAUUGAAUCCAAUGGAUUUGGUGUCCAUAUCUUGAACAAAAAAGAGCCUGUGGGUCGAGCUUUAUUUCCUGUGGUAUCCCUUUUUAACCACGACUGCGAUUGCAAUUGCGAAGCUGAACAACUUUUACACAAUGAUGGAAUAGAGGAUGAAAUGCAAAAGCACACCAUUGAGAACCCCGACGAUGGCACCGUCAGCGUAUCCAUGGUCUACCCAGAUGUGUUUACUCGGCCACGUGGAAUGUAUCGUGUCAUGGAAAUACGAACUUUGCGCCCUGCUGAAGCUGAUACACCACUCACCAUUUCAUACGUUGACACCAGUCUGCCUGUCGCCGCUCGUCGCAAAAAGCUCCUCGAAGAUUACUUUUUCCAAUGCACGUGCACACGAUGUGAAUCAGAAUUAUUACUUGGUAGCAACAGCAAGAAAUCAUCUAAAAAGAAAACGAAGAAUAAAAAGUGA
Messenger RNA from Lichtheimia ornata, 807 nucleotides. RefSeq lists its product as uncharacterized. The transcript is spliced from 2 exons. Bases 1 to 807 code for a protein of 268 amino acids. The record is from RefSeq and is a predicted model, not a curated record. NCBI's taxonomy places the organism in Eukaryota, Fungi, Mucoromycota, Mucoromycetes, Mucorales, Lichtheimiaceae. Gene Ontology annotation, cellular component: nucleus.